AUUCCCUAAUCAUAACACGACAUCAACACAACAGUUUUCCUCAGUUUUCCUGGGAUAAUCGGGAUAAGCAGGAAACUUAGCAUGGGAAAAGUCAGUGAAUGGAAAGCGUCCUACUACUGUAACAGCACCAGAACGUGGGUUUAUGGUCACCUUAUUAUUUACACACGAUGCAUACGUUUUAUCGAAGACAAAGAGGGAACAGAUUGCCUCGAUUUUCGAAUCUACUACGAAAACUUUUUCAAGCUGAAGAAGGAAACAACAUCAGUGUUUUUCGCAGCCAUCACAAUCCGCGUGCGGACAGACAAAUACUGGUUUUCGUCGUUGUUUGAUAGUGGUCACGUUUUCAACAUGAUCGAACAUUUUUGGAAGGAAAGGCUUUUUGCAAGCUCUACCAGUGAUACACCUUGCAAUUCAGAACUUCUCAAUAUCUUGCAUGAUGCUCAAAACACUCUGACAUCAACUGGUAGGACAAUACAGAGACAGGGACAACAGAUAGACUCUGCCUGUGCAAACAUGAACAAGAUUCAUAAUGAUCUUGGUGUUGCCGAAACUUUAAUUUACAAUCUAGAUUCAUGGCUUAGCAAGUGGAAUCUGGAAACUCCUCAAGUACAUAUAGAUGUCCCAGAGGACAACAUGCCCAUAGAAAAGACAGAAUACCCUAUAGUGUAUGCAAGGACCCAUAAAGAGAAACAUUUUCCUGGUACUUUAAUGCUGUCAAAUAAAUCCCUGGAGAUUUUUGAUGUUGGAUGGAGUCUUGAUAUUUCCUUUACUGUGAAGGAAAUUACAGAAGUGAGUGUUCAUACCCCUUGGGAAAUGACAAUAUUGCAGCAGUCAAUAGGAAAAGCUGAUAGCUCUGUGCAUCUAACAGCAGCUCGCUUGGUUCAUAUUCUACAAACUCUCCAGGUUGUUUUUCCAGGAGAAAUAAAUUACGAUGAACCUCCUGAUGACGCUGGUGAUCAGGACCUAGAUUCAGAGAUGUUUUAUUUGCAAGAAGGUGACAAGAGUGAGGAAGACUCAAUUGGAGUUCAAACCAGGGAAAAAGAUUCCAAGAUGGUUACUGAUGCUGAGGCAGCAGAGAUGGGCCAAGUCCUACAGGACAUGAGGUCUCUGGCUCUGGGCAUACAAGAGGAACAAGACAGACAACUCCAACAGCUGGACCUUCUGUCUGAUUCAGUUGACAAAGCCAAUGAGAGAAUCAGAACUGAUGUGCUCAAAAUCAAUGAACUCACUUAAUUUGGAAAGUAACUUUAAAAAAAGCAGGCUCUUUGAGGGACCCUACUUGUCACAUUGUAUAAAUUAAAAUAAUCCGAAAAAAAAUUUGGAGACAAUUUUAGAGCUCUUUAGUGUUGCCUUUUCAUAGAAUAAGAGUUUAAAAUAACUAUUGGCUUGACUAGACAGAACACUCCAAAAGAGAUACCGUAACUGUGUAGCAAAAAAGAUUAACUCCCGGAGAGUAAGCGUCUUAUUUCUCUCCAAAGAAUCACAAACAAAUCAAACAGUUAGUGAUGAGAAUAUGAGAAAUGAUAAACUAAUGAAGCUCUUGAUCAUUAAACAAAUUCUCCUUGUCAGUACCAUCAUGAAUGUAAAGACUACACUGAGGAGAAUAUGUAUACUAUUAAAUUUUGUCUCAAGUUUUUGCACACUGA
Messenger RNA from Stylophora pistillata, 1646 nucleotides. Its product is annotated as synaptosomal-associated protein 47. Gene Ontology annotation, molecular function: SNAP receptor activity; syntaxin binding. Gene Ontology annotation, cellular component: SNARE complex; plasma membrane. Gene Ontology annotation, biological process: exocytosis; synaptic vesicle fusion to presynaptic active zone membrane; synaptic vesicle priming. NCBI's taxonomy places the organism in Eukaryota, Metazoa, Cnidaria, Anthozoa, Scleractinia, Pocilloporidae. The record is from RefSeq and is a predicted model, not a curated record.